Molecule: messenger RNA, 1930 nt
Organism: Racocetra persica
Lineage: Eukaryota; Fungi; Glomeromycota; Glomeromycetes; Diversisporales; Gigasporaceae
Source: the annotation of a GenBank genome assembly
AUGAUGCAAGAAAUUGAUACGGGCGAGAAAGCUAAAGAUUUGCAUUAUAACAAUGCUAAUCAAGAUUCCAUCUAUAACGAUGCUAAUCAAGACUCAAUCCAUAACGAUGCUAAUCAAGACUCAAUCCAUAACGAUGCUAAUCAAGAUUCAAUCUAUAACGAUGCUAAUAAAGAUUCAAUCCAUAACGAUGCUAAUAAAGAUUCAAUCCAUAACGAUGCUAAUAAAGAUUCAAUCCAUAACGAUGCUAAUAAAGAUUCAAUCUAUAACGAUGCUAAUAAAGAUUCAAUCUAUAACGAUGCUAAUAAAGAUUCAAUCUAUAACGAUGCUAAUAAAGAUUCAAUCUAUAACGAUGCUAAUCAAGAUUCAAUCUAUAACGAUGCUAAUAAAGAUUCAAUCUAUAACGAUGCUAAUCAGGAUUCAAUCCAUAACGAUGCUAAUAAAGAUUCAAUUUACAUCGAAGCUAAUGGGAAAAUUCAUGAUGAAGAAAAAAAUAUCGAAAAAAAAUUAGUGGAUAAUGACAUAGCUGAAAUGAUAUCAGCUGCCGUUAGUACAGACGAUGAUCCAACUUUGCCUUGUUUGACUUUUCGAUAUUGGGUUUUAAGUACUUUCUUUACGGCAUUGGGUGCUGCUAUAUCGGUAUUCUACCACUUCCGUGUAAAUAACUUGAACUAUUCUAUAUUCUUUGUGAUACUCGCAUCUUAUAUUGCCGGUAAAUGGUUGGAAAAAAUCCUACCGAAUAAGUUAUUUCGUAUUAGAAAUUGGGAAUUUAAUCUAAAUCCAGGCCCUUUUAAUUAUAAAGAACAUGUGUGCAUAGCCGCCGCUGCUGCUGCGGGUGGUUCUAGCGCGUAUGCUGUGGAUAUUCUCUCAAUCCAAGAUUUAUUCUAUAAUACUCGGGUCAAUUUCUUAAUAGGUUUCCUGUUACUAAUUAGCACACAAAUGCUUGGAUAUGGAUUCUCUCUCGUCUAUGCUAGCAUGUACAACACACUACACGGCAAUAUUUCGGAAACAAAUGAUAGAAUUCGUUUUUUUUAUACCGCAUUUUUUGCAAUGUUCACUUGGCAAUUUGUACCAGGAUACAUCUUUCCUUGGCUCAUUAGUGCUGCUUUGUUAUGCCUUAUUGUUCCAAAUAAUAAUGUGGCAAGGAUAUUAGGAAGUUCUCAUAGAGGUGCCGGAAUACUUGAUUUAUCCUUUGAUUGGAACGCUAUUGGUCAAACUUUUCCCCUGUUUACACCAUGGUGGUCUCAAGUAAAUCAUUUCAUUGGUGUUGUUUUAGCAAUAUGGAUUAUUGCUCCAUUAUUGUACUUUAAUAAUGUCUUUGAUGCUCAAAAAUUUCCCUUUUUAUCGUCUCGUUCAUUCGAUAAAGAUGGAAACAUAUAUAAGCAAAGAAGUGUCAUUGAUCGACAAACUGGUGCUCUCAAUGUUACUGCAUACGAAAAUUAUAGUCCUGUAUAUAUAACCGCUCAAUAUGCCGCUUGUUAUUGUUGUUAUUUCAUUCAAAUUACCGCGACCCUUUGUCAUGUGAUACUAUUUCAUGGAAAGGAAAUUUGGAAUCGAUACAAAAAAACUCGUGAGGAGGAAGAGAAAGGUGACAUUCACUGCAAACUGAUGAGUGUCUAUCCAGAAGUACCAAAUUAUUGGUACAUUGCUAUUUUCUUUAUCAUGUUAACAAUUGCAAUUAUUCUUGGCUAUACAACCGAGGCGAAUUUACCUUGGUGGGCUUUAUUACUGUCCGUUUCUAUGGCUAUAAUCAUGUUACUUCCGAUAGGAAUUAUUCAAGCCAUCUCAAAUUGGCACCUUGGUUUAAAUGUUAUAACUGAACUAGUAUGCGGUUUUAUUUUACCCGGCAAUCCCAUUGGAAAUGUAUAUUUUAAAACUUAUGGGCAUAUAUCUUUAACUCAAUGUUUGUUAUUUAUUCAAGAUCUAAAAUUAG